Molecule: messenger RNA, 1206 nt
Organism: Oxyura jamaicensis (ruddy duck)
Lineage: Eukaryota; Metazoa; Chordata; Aves; Anseriformes; Anatidae
Gene: IL17D
Product: interleukin 17D
Exons: 3
Coding region: 176-796 (206 amino acids)
Biological process (GO): inflammatory response
Cellular component (GO): extracellular region
Molecular function (GO): cytokine activity
Source: RefSeq, a predicted model, not a curated record
GCUCCCCCCCUUGUUCCCCCUCCCCGGUCCCGGUCUCUGGGCAGCUCCCGGCGCGGAGCGCCUGAGCCGCUGCUGGCACGCGGGGAGAUGCAGCGCGGAGCGGGGCACUUAUCCAACAGCUCCUCCGGCGGGAGAGCCAGCGGCAGGCUCCCCUCGGCUUCCUCGGGCCGCCGCCAUGCAGCGAGGCAGGGUGCUGGCGGCGCUGCUGUGCGCCGCGCUGCUCCCGCUCCCCUCGGACGCCGCCAAAGCUCCCAAACGGCCGGCUCGGCCCCGGAGCUGCGGCGAGCGGCCCGAGGAGCUGCUGGAGCAGCUGUACGGGCGGCUGGCCGCCGGCAUGCUCAGCGCCUUCCACCACACCCUGCAGCCCGAGCCGCCCGGCCGCCAGCACAACGCCAGCUGCCCGGCGGGGACACGGCCGGCCGGCGACAAGAGGCUCCGGCUGCCCGUCAACCUGCGCAGCGCCUCGCCCUGGGCGUACAGAAUUUCAUACGAUCCCACGAGAUACCCUAAGUACAUUCCUGAAGCGUACUGCCUGUGCAAGGGCUGCCUCAUGGGGAUCUUCGGCGAGGAGAAUUUUCACUUCCGCAGCACCCCGGUGUACAUGCCCACCGUCAUCCUCCGCCGCACCUCGUCGUGUGCGGGGGGCCGCUACGUGUACACGGAAGACUACGUCACUAUCCCAGUGGGCUGCACUUGUGUCCCCGAGCAAGAGAAAGAGGCCGAAAGCGUAAAUUCCAGCAUAGAUAAGCAAGAAAUGAAGUUGCUUGUAAACCAGAACAAGCCAUCAUCAGAAUGAAGAGGGUAUGAGGAAUCAUCUGUACAGGAUUCACAUCGUUUCACCACCUCAGGAAACUGCAUGACAGCAGAACACACACCAGCUUACCCUGAUUCCCUACUUGCAGUUAUUUCAGUUGUAAGAUGGAAAUUUUUGUCCUGUUGCUCAGAUCAUUAGCGACAGCAAUUCAUACCAAGAACUUCUUUAGCUCAUGUGAGUAUUUGUUGCAAAUUCCAGUGUAGCUUCUUUUUUCUUUUUCUUUUUUUCCUUAGAGCAGAACAUUUUAUUCUUGCUUAUUCACAAUUAAUUUUAGAUGAUGCCAAUGUACGACAUGCUAUCUAUUACUGUAGCAGACUACUGGUUGUAGAUAUUUUGAAGGAGUCUCUUAUACUCUACUUUUAAAUACUUUUAUAUAAAGAUCACACAGCUAC